UCGCUUUCCCAGUGUGCUUCACGGCCCGGCAGGCUGUACUUGGACAACUAGUAGCACAGCCAUGGAGCAACAGAGUCCCAACAAAGAUGAGAUACAGAGGGACAAGUCGGAACGGAGCGGACCUGCAAAUGUUGCCAAAGACAAAGAUAAGAAAGAAGAGCAAGAACUGUCUGAAGAAGACAAGCAAUUACAGGAAGAGCUGGAAAUGUUGGUAGAGAGAUUAAGCGAAGGAGAUUCGUCCCUCUACCGGCCAGCCCUGGAAGAACUGCGCAGACAGAUUCGAUCCUCCACCACUUCAAUGACAUCAGUGCCCAAACCUCUCAAAUUCUUACGUCCACACUAUGGCAAACUAAAGGAAAUCUAUGAUCGCAUGGCUGUAGGUGAAAACAAGCGUUUUUGUGCAGAUGUUGUAUCUGUCCUGGCAAUGACAAUGAGUGGUGAUCGGGAAUGUUUGAAAUACCGACUUCUGGGCUCUCAGGAGGAGCUGGCAUCUUGGGGUCAUGAAUAUGUCAGGCAUUUGGCAGGUGAGGUGGCAAAGGAGUGGCAAGAAUUAGAUGAAAAUGAUAAGGUGCAACAGGAGACUCUGCUUAAGCUGGUUAAGGAAAUUGUUCCCUACAACAUGGGUCACAAUGCAGAGCAUGAGGCAUGUGACUUGCUAAUGGAGAUUGAGAAGCUAGACAUGUUGGAGCUAUACAUAGAUGAGAAUGCCUAUGCCAAAGUCUGCCUCUACCUGGCCAGCUGUGUCAGCUACGUCCCUGAACCUGAAAACUCUGCACUUCUGAAAUGUGCUCUGCAUAUAUUCCGCAAGUUCAAUCGCUACCCAGAGGCAUUGCGCCUGGCAUUGAUGCUAAAUGAUAUGGAGCUGGCAGAGAAUAUCUUCACAUCCUGUAAAGAUAUUGUCAUCCAGAAGCAAAUGGCCUUUAUGCUGGGUCGCCAUGGUGUUUUUCUGGAGCUUAAUGAGGAUGUGGAAGAUUAUGAAGACUUGACAGAAAUCAUGUCCAAUGUGCAACUCAACAGCAAUUUCUUGGCUCUGGCAAGAGAGCUUGAUAUUAUGGAACCCAAGAUUCCAGAUGAUAUCUACAAAACACAUCUAGAAAACAACCGGUUUGGUGGAAGUGCAUCUCAGGUGGACUCAGCUAGAAUGAAUCUCGCAUCUUCCUUUGUCAAUGGAUUUGUCAAUGCUGCUUUUGGCCAAGACAAACUUCUCACUGAUGAUGGAAACAAGUGGUUAUAUAAAAACAAAGAUCAUGGUAUGCUAAGUGCAGCUGCUUCCCUUGGCAUGAUACUGCUGUGGGAUGUAGAUGGUGGACUUACCCAGAUUGACAAGUAUCUGUACUCUGCAGAGGAUUACAUCAAGUCUGGUGCACUGUUGGCUUGUGGGAUCGUUAACUCUGGAGUGAGAAAUGAAUGUGAUCCAGCAUUGGCACUGCUCUCUGACUAUGUACUGCAUAACAGCAACACUAUGAGGAUUGGGGCCAUUUUUGGCCUAGGUCUUGCAUAUGCUGGGUCCAACCGGGAGGAUGUCUUGUCCCUACUUGUGCCUGUCAUGGCAGACCCCAAAUCCAGCAUGGAGGUUGUUGGUGUAACAGCACUAGCUUGUGGAAUGAUUGCCGUGGGCUCCUGUAAUGGAGAGGUGACAUCUACAAUUGUGCAGACAAUCAUGGAAAAAUCUGAGCAGGAGCUGAAAGACACAUACGCCAGAUGGCUACCCCUUGGACUAGGCCUCAAUCAUUUGGGUAAAGGAGAAGCAAUUGAGACCACAUUGGCAGCCCUGCAGGUUGUUCCAGAGCCUUUCCGUAGCUUUGCAAAUGCAUUAGUGGAUGUCUGUGCUUACGCAGGAUCUGGUAAUGUGCUAAAGGUGCAGCAGCUACUUCAUAUUUGCAGUGAGCACUAUGACUCAAAGGAUAAGGAGGAAGACAAGGAGAAGAAAGAUAAAAAAGAUAAAGAGAAGAAAGAGAGCUCAGCUGACAUGGGCUCUCAUCAGGGUGUUGCAGUUUUGGGCAUUGCAUUGAUUGCAAUGGGAGAAGAGAUUGGAGCAGAAAUGGCCCUGAGGACCUUUGGCCACCUGCUGAGAUAUGGAGAACCUGCACUUCGACGGGCAGUACCCCUCGCUCUUGCCCUUAUCUCAGUUUCCAACCCCCGGCUCAACAUCUUGGACACUCUUAGCAAGUUUUCGCAUGAUGCUGAUCCUGAAGUCUCUUACAACUCUAUCUUUGCAAUGGGACUUGUUGGAAGUGGCACAAACAAUGCCAGGUUGGCAGCCAUGCUCAGACAGUUGGCACAGUAUCAUGCUAAGGAUCCAAACAACCUGUUCAUGGUCAGACUGGCACAGGGCUUGACCCAUCUGGGCAAAGGAACUCUAACCCUCUGCCCUUACCACAGUGAUCGGCAGCUGAUGAGCCAGGUUGCUGUGGCUGGUCUUCUGACCGUUCUUGUCUCCUUCCUGGAUGUCAAAAACAUUAUUCUAGGCAAGUCACACUACGUUCUGUAUGGAUUAGUAGCAGCAAUGCAGCCACGCAUGCUGGUGACAUUUGAUGAAGAGCUGAGGCCCCUACCUGUGUCUGUCCGAGUGGGUCAGGCUGUUGAUGUUGUUGGCCAAGCAGGAAAGCCAAAAGCCAUUACUGGAUUCCAGACCCACACUACGCCAGUGCUUCUUGCUCAUGGAGAGCGGGCAGAGCUUGCAACAGAGGAAUAUAUGCCUGUCACACCUAUCCUAGAGGGAUUUGUUAUCUUGCGUAAAAACCCAAAUUAUGAUGCCUAACUGCCCAGGAGAUUUAUAUGGUUAUGAACUCUUCUUUUUCCACGAAAGAUGGCCAGAUGUCGAUGUUUCAUGGAGAAAUCAACAACCACAAUCUGUUUUCAUUUGGUUAAUUUGUUUCAGUUUGCUUUUUGUAAGAAUAGCAUGCUAUCUUAUGUUAACAUUUUUUGUUACAGUACAAAAAAAAAUAAAAAAACUUGUUUCUUU
This is a messenger RNA of Erpetoichthys calabaricus (reedfish), 2965 nucleotides long. RefSeq names its product proteasome 26S subunit ubiquitin receptor, non-ATPase 2 (gene psmd2). The record is from RefSeq and is a predicted model, not a curated record. Gene Ontology annotation, biological process: regulation of protein catabolic process; proteasome-mediated ubiquitin-dependent protein catabolic process. Gene Ontology annotation, molecular function: enzyme regulator activity. The coding region runs from base 62 to 2761 and encodes 899 amino acids. NCBI's taxonomy places the organism in Eukaryota, Metazoa, Chordata, Cladistia, Polypteriformes, Polypteridae. The transcript has 21 exons. Gene Ontology annotation, cellular component: proteasome complex; proteasome storage granule; nucleus.